AUGACGUUCCGCGAACAACAGCCUAAAGAUUAUCUUGGUCCAUCCAAAAUCCCGUUUUCCAUCUCAGCUUUGGCUUUAGUUGUCUUUGCCCUACUUGGAGUUUUCACAUUAUUAUCACAGAAGCACAGAUUAAAAGAGAUGUCUUCAAAAUCGAAAGCAAGCGACGUGGACAUAGCCUCAUUCUGUAGUGUAACAGGGGCCAGUUACAAGGAUGCUAAGAAAUUUCUUGAAAAACAUAAACGCCUAGAUGCUGCUGUCGAUGCAUACUACUCCAACCCAAAUUCCUUCGCCACAUCGACGAAACCACAGACUAGCGCUCCAUCGACCAGCAAGCUAAAUGCUUCAUUCGACGAAUACAAAGACCCAGAUAGUGAAGACAUCACGAUCAACGGCACGAUCAAGCUUUGCGAAGAUUUGGAAAAAGAUCCUGAAGAUGUUGUCCUUCUUGCUGUUGCAUACGAGCUUAAAGCCCCGGAGAUUGGUCGCUGGACGAGGAAAGGAUGGGUAGACGGAUGGAAAGCUAACGGAUGCGACUCCUUACUUGCAAUGAAGAAUGCCGUGGCCCGGUUCGGCCACCAACUCAGUACCGAUUCUGCCUACUUUCGGAAAGUAUACCUCUACACAUUUGACCUCGGCCGAACGGAUGGAGCAAGGAGCUUAGCGAUGGAAACCGCCCAAGCGUUUUGGUCACUUCUCAUACCACAUGGUCUAAAGGGUGGCGCCCUUUCGCACAUUUCGUCAACAGAUAGUGAUGAUGACGUGGACAUGAAUGGUGCAGAAGGAUGGAGGCCCGAAUAUACAGACUGGUGGUUCGAAUUCUUGAAUGAGAAGGGUGGAAAGGGUGUCAGUAAGGAUACAUGGAGCAUGUUCCUUGAUUUUAUGCGGAGUAUCGAUACCAAGUUUGAGAAGUAUGAUAUGGAAGCUGCAUGGCCUUCUACGAUCGAUUAUUUCGUUGAGUUUGCCAAAGGACGUUUAGCUUCGUCACGGGCAUGA
Messenger RNA from Lentinula edodes (shiitake mushroom), 993 nucleotides. RefSeq names its product defective in Cullin neddylation protein 1. Gene Ontology annotation, cellular component: ubiquitin ligase complex. The transcript has 8 exons. The coding region runs from base 1 to 993 and encodes 330 amino acids. Gene Ontology annotation, biological process: protein neddylation; positive regulation of ubiquitin-protein transferase activity. Gene Ontology annotation, molecular function: ubiquitin-like protein binding; ubiquitin conjugating enzyme binding; cullin family protein binding. The record is from RefSeq and is a predicted model, not a curated record. Lineage: Eukaryota; Fungi; Basidiomycota; Agaricomycetes; Agaricales; Omphalotaceae.